AUGAUGAAGGCGUCUAUUUUCCUGGUCUGCUUGUUUUUUGUAAGUUUUUCCCAGAGAACGUUAUGAUCCGUGAACGGUCCGAGUUCAGGUAUUGAACGCUUCGAACUUUUGCAUGCGAGAGAAAGAGCUGACCGACGUGGAGUUCUACAAUCUGUUGGGCACCGAGUACUUCAAGGGCAAGCCGUUCAAACUGGUGUGAGUUUCGGAUGAGUUCAAAUGCUGGGAUAGAAUAGAAGAAAGAGGUGUUCAGUGAGACUGAAUGUUCGGAUGUUCGUGACAAUUCCACGUGCCUCUACAUCAUCGAUCGCAUCGGAUACUUCCCCGACGGGUACGACAAUCUCAUGAAUGCCAAGAUGAUGGAACUUUCAGAGAAUGGUUCGUCGGCCGAUUCGUCACUCCGGUCCCGAAUCUCAAUAAAGGCUUUCUCUCGGUUUCCAAACUCACAAAGCCGACUUUCAAAUCAAAAAGCACAAUCGACACUUCCAUCUGGCCAGUGGAUAUCGGGAUGAUGGACGUGCUGACUCCGAACGGAGUGGAAUUCUGUGAGGGCUUCCUUCAUGAUUUCGCCGUGUUCUCACUUCCCAUUUCAGCCUUUCUCUUCUCGACCGGACAAUUUCCGCUGAAUCGUGACAUCACCGGAGACGUUCUUUUGAUCGGAGUGGCCACUGGAGGAUUGAUGUCGUACAUUGGUCAUUACUUCAAAAACGUAAAGUUUCCAAUCCUUCCAAUCUACAUCAUACACGGUCUCCAGAGCUGACAAUGGGCGCAGGUGCGCCCCGCCCAAUAGAGCGAUACAUUGGCGCGAAAUUCAAAUUUUAACAGCAAACUUUGUGUUUUUUGCCAGAUUAGCCACGAAAAACCGAUAAUUUGUCAUUUGUCUCUCGAUAGACCGAAUGUAUAGGCUAUUACGAAUUUUUUAAGCGCAAGAGCGUUAAAUUUGGUCAAGUCGCAAAUCACAUUUAUCCGUUUGAAGGUUUUUGACUAAAACUGCGUGAAUUUCAGUUGCUUUUUGGUCAUUUUCGCGGUUCGAGCGCUCAAAAUGCUUGUAUUUACGUUAUUUAUAAUUCUCAAAACCAAUUCUGUCUGAAAACGGUCAAGAAAGCGCAAAAUGAGAAGUGCGGUUUUUAGGCGGCGAUCGGCGGCGAAGGCGAAAAGCAAAGUCCGCGAAAAAUGCGACAAAACGUCAUUAAUUCUGUGAGAAUUAGUGUGUUUUCAUGUCGAACAAUCAUUUUCCAUCGCCUUUGACCACAAAAAUCAGAGAAAACCUGCUCAAUUCAUGAAAACGCCAUUUGGCCGAGGCCACGCCCAUAUUGUCAGCUCUGGAGACCGUGAUCAUGUGGUUUCAGCUGAAUCUUGUUGGUGUCGACAUCGACCCUAAUUCCGAGUAUUUGGCCAAAAAAUGGUUCGGAUACGUGGACAGAAGCCGAUCGAAAAUUCUGAUCGAUGACGGAGCAGAGUACAUUAAGAAGAUGGCUGAAAGAGGUGAGUUCAAGGAUCUCCAUCUCAUUUCGAGCACAAAGUUUCCAGGCGAGACCUCGAAUGCAGUUCUGGUCGACGCAUGCCAUAACAACGAGCCGACCGACAAUCUGUACUGUCCGGUCGCCGCUGUCCGAACCCCUCGGUUCUUGAGCGAUCUAUCGAAGGUGAUCGGAAAACGAGGUAUGCCACAGAGAUCUAAUUUAUAAGCAUUUUGUUCAAUUUUCCAGGAUUCAGCGCGUUCAACACUUAUCACAAAAUGAACUGGAAGAAAGGGUACGAGGAAAUGAGAGAUUCCUUCCGCAAACAUUUCGAGAAAUGUGAGCUGAUCGAUGCGGACAAGUUGAUCAGCAAUAUGGUGAGCAAAAUAGAACAAAUUUUUAUGCGACUACAGGACGUGUUCAGUUCUUGAUUUGUGCGAACCACGACUGGGAGCAGAACGAGGUGGAUCAGACGGAAGUUCAACAGUUUUUGAAUAAAUUUCGCCUUCAGCCCUUCUUGGUGAGUUUUUUGGGUCUCGAAUUCUCACACGAUCAGUAUGUGCAUACACUUUUCGUUGAAAACCCACAAAGUACAGUAUGCAUCAGUUCCGCCGAAUUCCUCGAACUUUUAAAACGAAAUGAUGACAUUCCAGCAAUAUCUGGUCUGA
This is a messenger RNA of Caenorhabditis sp. 36 PRJEB53466, 2125 nucleotides long. The record is from the annotation of a GenBank genome assembly. Lineage: Eukaryota; Metazoa; Nematoda; Chromadorea; Rhabditida; Rhabditidae.